AUGGCCCAGGAUGAUGAACCUCUUCCCAGUGUCGUUCUUUCUGCGCUGAAACUCGAGUAUGCACUGUUAGGCAUCUAUCUGUGGGAGUUUGUCUCCUGCUUGCCCCAUAGCUGCGAGCGUCUCAAGCAACCCUUUCCCUGGCCGGCUGCUACCUGGGCUUACUUCUUCUGCCGUUUCUCCGCAUUUGUUCUCAUCAUCGUCACCAUUACUGGAACUGGUUCUCAUGACUGUCUGACCGCCAUCCGUGUAGCAUACGGCCUCAACUAUGGCAUUGUUCUCUCUUCUACCACGCUCAUAGCACUUCGGUCGUGUGCGGUCUGGUCGAACGACCGUCGCGUCGUGGCAUGGGCCACAUUGGUGAUCGUCUCGGAAAUUGGUUCCGCAAUCUACUCCAUCUACGCAGCAGAUGCGGUCGAAGUCUCCGGCAUAUGCGCUUAUGGACACUUCAUGGCCACUGUCCCCUCCGUCAUCGUUACGACUGCCGCUGAUCUAUCGCUCCUCGCCAUAUCUCUCAUUGGCCUUUGGAGUCGGCGCGAGAUUCGCAAGAAGGGGCUGUGGCGCCUGCUUUGGGGUCAAGGCAUGGUCAUGAUGUCCAUAUCUUUCGCAAUUGAUGGGACUGUCCUGGUCGUCAUGCUUGUUGGGGGCCUAAAUGCUGUUCUCAACACGGCGCUGCUUACGAUGGCCGAUUUGGGUCUAGCCAUAGGAUCAACGCGUAUGGCUCAGAUAUUGUUUUCCUUCGUGGACCACUACGACUCGAAUCCUACCGACACCGAUGAUGGCUCACCGCCGAUACAACUAACGACGAUCCGGCCUUCUCUUAGUAUUCCCGCUGUCGAGGUCGACGACGCAUACGGAUACGACCUGGAUGAUGACAUCAUCAGUCUUGAGCUCGGUCUGGCCAAGAAGACUACGACAAUAUCAACCGGUAGCGGCAGCGGCAGUGGCAGUGGCAGUGGGAGCGGUAGUGGAGCGGUCCAGGGCGCGCGCAAGCCCUUGCCUCUCGAGCGACUUGCAUGA
Peniophora sp. CBMAI 1063 is the source of this 1017-nucleotide messenger RNA. The record is from the annotation of a GenBank genome assembly. NCBI's taxonomy places the organism in Eukaryota, Fungi, Basidiomycota, Agaricomycetes, Russulales, Peniophoraceae.